AUGGCCGGGGGGCGGCGGGGGCCGGGAGCGCUGGCGGAGCCGCGGCGGCUGAUGCGCUCGGGCCUGGGGCUGAUCGUGCUGGGCCACGGCAGCCUCGUGCUGGGCGCCAUCGUGCACGGCUCGGUCCUGCGGCACGUGGCCGGCGCUCGCCGCGUUGUCACGCCCGAAUACGCGGCGGCCAACGUGGUGUCGGUGUGCUCGGGGCUGCUGAGCAUCGCCGCGGGCAUCGUCGCCAUCCUGGUGUCGCACAACCUGUCCCGGGCGGCUCUGCACUGGGCCCUGCUGAGCAUCUCUGUGCUGAACUGCCUCCUCUCCACGGCGUGCAGCGCGGGGCUGGCGCUGGCCGUCGCGCUCACGGUGCACAGCCGGGGCACGCACCUGGUCAGGGGCUGCAACAGCUCCGCGCUGCCUCUGGAUGCCCGGGCAGCCAUUGCGACUAACGACUGUCCCUUCAACACCACGCGCAUCUACGACACAGCCCUGGCACUCUGGUUUCCCUCCUUGCUGCUGGCAGCUGCAGAAGCCGUGAUCUCAGGCAGGUGCUGUUUAGUGGCUCUCGUCUUCCAGGGCAUCGGGCCCUGUGCACACAGCUAUGGCAAAGAGCAGAUGGCCAGGCCAAGUACAGCAAUGGAGAAGCCACUCCGUGAGAGGCAGCAGCUCCUGGCAGGACUUGCUGAGUCUCCUGUGUAGCUGGAGAGGUGGUGCUGCAGGAGUGCUGUGAUCCAGCAAGGUCGGGGAAAAGGCGAUGUCACACCUUCUGCAGUGCUGGUGUGCAUAAAGUGGUCUGCAGGGGUGAGGGCUGUGCCUUCCUCCCUCCCCCCAGCUCCACCACCCCACCUGGGACAGACCCUGCAGGUCAGCAGGUGCCGUGGGCCCCAGAUGCUCUCCCAUCUCUCCCCAGGCUGCCAGGACCUUCCUGGUGUGCUGAAGGCUCCGCUGGUUCCUGGCAGCAGUGAUGGGGUGGGCAGAGGUGCUGGGACCCAAGUCCUGGUGCCACUGCAGGCAUGGCAGCUGGCUGUGCCUGUGCUCAGACAUCUCAGGGAACAGAAGGGGAAGAAUCCCUGUUGUGUGGAUCUCUAAUUUUCUUCAAUAAAUAAACUUUUCUUUUCCACACUGGC
Pseudopodoces humilis (Tibetan ground-tit) is the source of this 1118-nucleotide messenger RNA. RefSeq names its product keratinocyte associated protein 3 (gene KRTCAP3). Lineage: Eukaryota; Metazoa; Chordata; Aves; Passeriformes; Paridae. The record is from RefSeq and is a predicted model, not a curated record.